Molecule: messenger RNA, 2376 nt
Organism: Malassezia vespertilionis
Lineage: Eukaryota; Fungi; Basidiomycota; Malasseziomycetes; Malasseziales; Malasseziaceae
Gene: DRS1
Product: RNA helicase
Exons: 1
Coding region: 1-2376 (791 amino acids)
Molecular function (GO): nucleic acid binding; ATP binding; RNA helicase activity
Source: RefSeq, a predicted model, not a curated record
AUGAUGCAGAAACGUGGACGUGCGAAGCACGACGACUUUGUCAUGACGCUAGAUUCCGAUGAGGAAGAGGAGCGUGUAGAGAGCAAUUUGAAGCGUGCGGAGCCCAGCUCAAAAGGGAAAAAAGCCAAGGCGCGAAUCAGCGAGCGCGAGAAAAUUGUGGACGAUGGCCGCAGCGCGGCGAAUGCACACUCUGCAAAUGCUACAGAGAAUUUAGAGAUGGGCCAAGCAUUUGAGUUUGAUGUGGCAGAUGAGUAUAGCGCGCUUCCUACUGCGCAGGACUGGAAUUUCCAUGCGACAGGCGCGAGUGGCGCAAAUCAUGCCGACGCUUCUGGGACUGCGGUCGACGAAAUCAUUGCGCGUCACAGGGAGGCUGGGAAAAUACCUGUUGAAAUGCUUAGCACAGAGGAAGAGGACGCGCUAGCGUCUGACUUGGAGAGCGAGGAAAGUGGCGGCGAAGAGUUUGGCGGCGCGGCGCGGAACAAUGUAGAGGAUGACGAAGGCGAGGAAGAGGAAGAGGAUCCCUUGCAAGAGCCUAAAGACGAAGAGGCAGAAGAAGAAGAGGAGGAAGAGGAGGAGGAAGCUUUUGCGGAUGACGACGAUAUGAGCGACGACGACGAGACGCGCGAGCGCAAGGACGCGUAUUUUGCACAAGAUGCGAAAGAAGAGCCAUCGGAGCCAAAAGUGUCCUUUGCAUCUUUUCGCCUAAAUCGAAAUCUACAGCGUGCCAUUGCGUCUCUUGGAUUUGAGAAACCAACUCCGAUCCAAGCGCGCACGAUUCCAUUGGCUCUCGCUGGCAAAGAUUCUGUCGCCAGUGCCGUCACAGGCAGUGGUAAGACAGCCGCAUUCCUCAUCCCAAUUCUUGAGCGUCUUUCCUACCGUGCAAAAGGCGCAGAAGCUUCGAAAUCUCGCGUGCUCAUCUUGUGUCCGACGCGCGAAUUGGCCAUCCAGUGCGCCAGUGUCGGCAAGGCCCUCGCCAAAUAUACUGGCAUUCGUUUCUGCCUGUGCGUCGGUGGUCUUUCGCUUAAAACACAAGAAACGGAGCUCAAGACGCGUCCAGACGUCAUUGUCGCGACACCUGGCCGCCUGAUUGACCACAUGCGAAACAGCGCGUCUUUCGGCCUGGAUGAUAUCGAGAUCCUUGUUAUUGACGAGGCAGAUCGGAUGCUCGAGGACGGAUUCGAGGCCGAGCUGAAUGAGAUCGUACAAGCAUGCCCGACCAAGCGGCAGACGAUGCUUUUCUCCGCAACCAUGACCGAUAAUGUCGACCAACUUGUCCGGCUCAGUCUUGACCGGCCAGUGCGUCUGUUUGUGGAUCCGAAAAAGAGCACAAACGCAAACCUUGUGCAAGAGUUUGUGCGUGUCCGUGCCCCAUCCGGUGCCGACCGCGCAGUGGAGGAGGAACAACGAGCCGCUAUGCUGCUGACUUUGUGUAUGCGUACAUUUCGCAAUCAGGUCAUCAUUUUUGUGCGCAGCAAGAAGCUUGCACACCAGCUUAAAAUCCUGUUUGGUCUUUUGGGACUUUCUGCCAGCGAGCUGCACGGCGAUUUAUCGCAGGAGCAGCGCAUGCAAUCGCUCGUCCACUUUCGGGAUGGGAAAGUUGAUUUCCUCCUUGCUACUGAUUUAGCGAGUCGCGGUAUUGAUAUUCGCGGUGUUCAGGCCGUCAUUAAUUACGACAUGCCCGCACAGCUCGAGCAAUAUUUGCACCGUGUAGGUCGUACAGCGCGUGCGGGAAGGCAGGGCCGGUCGGUUACUCUUGUUGGCGAAGGGGACCGCCGACUGCUCAAAGCUGUGCUAAAACGCACGCAGCUGGAGCAGGUCAAACAUCGACUGCUCCCACCCGACAUGGUCCAGAAGCUCGCAAACACGGUAGUCUCACUUAAACCUGAGAUGGAUGCCAUUCUUGAAGAAGAAAAAGAAGAGCGCGCUUUGCGCCAGGCAGAGAUGGAACUUCGCAAAGGAGAAAACAUGAUUGCGCACAAGGAUGAAAUUUAUUCUCGUCCUGCGCGCACAUGGUUCCAGUCCGAAAAAGAGAAGGCGGCGUCGAAGGAUAUUGCGCGCGCCGAAUACAUUGCAAAGGUCGACACUGGAAAGCGCAAGCAAGAAAAAGAUCGGUUUGCAGGACUCUCGCGGCGAAAGAAGCGCAACAAGCUGAUGCGCGAAGAGGAUGCAAAAGAAGACAACCGUGAGAUUCUUGCUAGCAUCCGCUCUGCAAAGCGCGCGCAGCGGCCCAAGGAACUAGGUGUGUACGAGCCGAAUGUGAAAAAGCAGAGCAAGGCGACAAAGAAGCGCAAACCUACCAAGGCGACGCAGGCCGCAGCAAAAAAAUCCGGUACAUUCAGCCGUGAUAUGAGUGGCUCGCGGGGAAAGCGCAGGUAG